AUGAUGUCUCCAAAUAUGCUCAAACGGCAAACGCCGGGAAUACCCAUUUCCCCCAUGGACCUGUAUCGCGCGAUCCGCAGCUUCGCAACACAGCCUGUUAGCCCAGUAAUUGCACAUGGAAACUUUAUCCCCGAGCCGCGUUUCGACUUCGACGUGCGGCAUGGAGUCCAUUUCUACGGCGGUUUUGCGGAUGAGGAGGCGCAGCAUCUCGCAUUGGGUGGCGAGCUCGACGAGGGGAAAUUGGAUGGCUUGGUUAUGGGAGAGGGGCGUGCCGAAGGGGGUGCGGGUAUUAGCGUAGGAGACGGAUUGUUGGAUGCAGUAGGUGGCGGCGCCGAGGGAGGAGGCAGCUUGCCGGAUGCGGUUUUCGUGGACGAAGGCUUGGGCGACGCCGAGGCCGGCGUGGAUGGGGCCUAG
Molecule: messenger RNA, 414 nt
Organism: Didymosphaeria variabile
Lineage: Eukaryota; Fungi; Ascomycota; Dothideomycetes; Pleosporales; Didymosphaeriaceae
Exons: 1
Coding region: 1-414 (137 amino acids)
Source: RefSeq, a predicted model, not a curated record